UUAUUUACACUUAGAUGUCCAUGAGUUUGAAAAUGUAGUUUAUAUUUCACGAAUAUGGUGAAUUGUUAAUUAUUUUUCUAUUUUAAGAGUGCUAACUUGCAUAUUGUAACAGCAAGUUCGAUGUUUGAUUAGCGUUAGCUAGCUGGCUGUGAUAACAAACCUAACUUUCUGUAUUUGCUAACUGUUAAUGGCUAAAGGUUAGCUGGUGGAGCCAAGCAAAGGAGAUAGGUUUGUUUAUUUAAUUUGCUGCGUUUGCAUUACUUCACUGUCUAGAAAUGGCGUCGUUAACGGCGACAGAACCAGCGAUAUGCCCGGGUGCAAUACCAGCAGCAGAGUCCAUAGUGCCCGCUUGUAUGUUUGCACCGGAUCGGGGAUGUGCCGACGAUCCAUCCAGCGGAGAGGGCUUUGACGACGGCGAGGGUAGAAACGGCGAGUCCGCGGAUCAUUUAGACUUAAGCAGCAAGCUGGUCCUAGUGAGUCCAACAGGGGAACAGUAUGAUUCAUUACUAAGGCAUCUGAGGGAGCGGAUAGAUGAAGGCUGUGGAGAGACGAUCUACGUGGUUGGGAUGGGCUCAGAUGGGGGUGACUAUGGUCUGGAUGACAAGGAUAUGGAGGCGUCAGUAGCCACGGUGCGGUCACUCUGUGAACAGAUUGAGGCUGACCUGAUCUGGCUGAGGGAGAGGACAGACACUGGCGGAAAAAUUCAGGACUACCUCAUCCGCCGGCGUGUUGGCGAGCAAGAUUUCCUGGAAGUCAGAGUGGCGGUGGUAGGGAAUGUGGAUGCGGGGAAGAGCACUCUGCUGGGGGUUUUGACCCACGGUGAGCUGGACAAUGGCAGAGGCUUUGCUCGGCAGAAACUCUUCAGACACAAACAUGAAAUGGAGAGCGGCAGGACCAGCAGUGUGGGCAAUGAUAUCCUGGGUUUUGACCAGGAGGGACAGGUCGUGAACAAACCAGAUAGCCACGGCGGCGGCCUAGACUGGACCAAGAUCUGCGAGAAAUCCUCAAAGGUCAUCACCUUCAUCGACCUGGCUGGCCACGAAAAGUACCUCAAGACCACUGUCUUCGGCAUGACGGGACACCUGCCUGAUUUCUGCAUGCUCAUGGUUGGCAGUAACGCUGGCAUCGUUGGCAUGACCAAAGAGCAUCUGGGUCUGGCACUGGCCCUAAAUGUGCCGGUGUUUGUCGUGGUUACUAAGAUAGACAUGUGUCCAGCUAACAUCCUGCAAGAGACGCUAAAAUUAUUGCAGAGGUUAUUAAAGUCACCAGGUUGCAGGAAAAUCCCCGUGUUGGUCCAGAACAAGGACGAUGUCAUCGUCACAGCCUCCAACUUCAGCUCUGAGAGGAUGUGUCCAAUAUUUCAAAUCUCAAAUGUGACGGGGGAGAAUAUGGACCUGCUGAAGAUGUUCCUCAACCUCCUCUCCUCUAGGACCAACUUCAGCAACGAUGAGCCUGCUGAGUUCCAAAUAGACGACACAUACUCAGUGCCGGGUGUGGGCACAGUCGUUUCAGGGACUACGUUACGUGGAAUGAUACGACUCAACGACACGCUGCUCUUAGGCCCAGACCCGCUGGGAACCUUCAUCCCCAUCGCUGUGAAAUCCAUCCACCGCAAGAGGAUGCCCGUCAGAGAGGUUCGCGGCGGCCAGACGGCAUCCUUCGCCCUCAAAAAGAUCAAACGUUCAUCUAUAAGGAAAGGCAUGGUGAUGGUGUCCCCAAAGUUGAUGCCGCAGGCCACCUGGGAGUUUGAGGCUGAGAUUUUGGUGCUACACCACCCCACCACGAUAUCCCCAAGAUACCAAGCCAUGGUCCACUGUGGCAGCAUCAGGCAGACAGCCACCAUCCUGACCAUGAACAAAGACUGCCUGCGGACGGGGGACAAGGCCACAGUCCACUUCCGCUUCAUUAAGACUCCCGAAUACCUGCACUGUGACCAGAAACUGGUGUUCAGGGAGGGACGCACAAAAGCUGUGGGCACCAUCACAAAGCUUCUCCAAUCAGUGAACACGCAGGCAGCUAAGGCCCAGCAGGCCAAGAUGCAGGCCAUUAAGAAGGCUUCUAAAGAGGGCACAGCAGCCAAUGAGGAGGCUGGAUCAACAGCACGGCCGCCUAGCCCGAACGCAGCACAGCUACCACUCAAGUCGGGAGGCGGAGGACGCAGGAGAGGUGGUCAGAGACAUCGAGGGAAAGGCCUGAACGCUGCAACGCUCUCUACAGCAGUGCCUGCAGGAGCAGCAGGAACAGCCUAAAAACACCAGCUUUCAUUUCUCCUCAGCUCUCCUCAUCUCCUUUACAGGGAGGGAAAGUGACUGCGUCGCCCUCUGGUGGUUGCCUGCAAAAACUGACUGCACAUUUUUCUCUAAUAAUAAUUCAAUAAUUUUGAAGGGACUGAAUUAUUUUCCACAUUAAAUCAAUUUAAAGCUUUAUUGGUGGAAAGACUUGUGGGCUGCUGAAGAUGCUGAGUUUUUAUUUAGUUUGCACUUUGUAGAUUACACUAUAUAACCUGCUGUUUUCAUAUGCGUUUUGAGCUGCAGACAGUGAGAAUACCACAACGAAUUACUAGUUGAUCAGAACUUAACAUUGUUUCCCAGCCAGCAGAGGCAUCCGUCACUUUCCCUGCCCUCUGUAAUGUACUUUUUUUUUCUGUUUCUCAUCUUCCUUUUCCUCAUUCUACAUCCUCUGUUCACACCUAACUUUCAUUAUAGCAACUUGUUCAUGAUGGCAUCAAUCAUCAGUGGUUUGAGGAAGAAGACGGUGUUCACUAGUUGAAAAGCAGUAUUUAUCUAGUCAUUGAGAGACUGGCGGUUUGAAUUCACAUUGGGAAAUGAUUGAAAGGAAAGGGAAGUGAUGUCAGCCCGAUGUGUAUUCAUGUUCAGUGACAAGCCAAACCUAAAUCAGAUGUCAUGUUGGUUUACCCUGCUGUUCUGUGUCCUCUGGAAAUCACCUUCUAGAGAUGUGCUUUAGUGGUGGAACAGUGCUGGCGGUUGGUGAAUUCUGUUCCUCUGUUCACCAUCAGCUGCCCUGUAACAUCUCCUCCUAGAUGAAGAGCAAAACAGAGUCUCAUCCCUUUGAUCUCAUACUGCCUAAGUUAAAUCCUGCUACAGAAGGGUCAUUUUUAUCAUUGUUAUCCCUUCUGUUUUGAGCAAAUAUUACAGUUUUACUAGAUCCAGUUCAGGCAGUCAAGAGAGAAGAAAUCCAAAACACCCUCGCUUUUUUCCCCCAAAAGAAUGUGAAGUGUCAAAGUGACUAACCUGUGUUAGUGUUAACACGGUUUUAACCUGGCAGAGGUCCUUAUGAAGUCACUCCUCUCUUUGCUGGGAAAUCUCUUAACCCAAGCAGGCGUAAGCACAAUUUUCUUCCAUUUUGAUGCAGUCUGACCUCCAAGCAUCUCUCAUCCACUAUUUUUAUGACAUUAAUGCAAAAACUCAAGUGGUGUCUCGCACCUUAAAUGUCAAAGGCCAAGAAAGAACAUAUUUAAUUCACUUGAAGUGAUUCUAUUGUGACUCGAGUGUCCGCACAUUAACUAUUUGUACUCCAAAAUGAAUUAGAACGUGGCUGCAACAAAGAAAAGAUAUUUUUAAGUGUCAAGGGUCAAAUGCAUGUCAGACAGGAAGUCGGUUUCAUAUGACCAGUGAAAAUCUUUUUUGGUACAUACUGUAUGAAUAAUGUACAGCUAUUUCUAUUUCUAGUAGUCAAUCAGUAAUAAAUGAUGCCGUUUCUGUGACGGUCUAAACACACCAGCAGAUAAUGUCAGUUAAUAAUGCAAGUCAUCUCAGAUUAUCUCUAAUAAGCUAACGUAAACCACUGAUCACAUCAAACUAAACUAAAAUUUAAAUCGAGCUUAUGACUUUUGCUGCAGUUUUUUCCCAGUCUAUAUUGGGAAUGUAACUAAAUGGUGUUAUUGGUUGUUUGAGGGGUGUUUUUCUUCCAGAGCCCCACUUUCCCCUUUUCACACACAUACUCUAAUUUAAUGCUGGUCAUUCUGGUCUGAGAGUCUUUUGAGCCACUGAAUUACCCAUUUUAUGAAGAUCACAGACAAACUGAACUGCCAGGAUAUUUCCCCCUUUUAUACUUCUUUCUUUAAAAAAAAAAAACCUAUCCAAAUUGUUUUUUGUUUCGUUUUCUUGGAAGGGACACAUUUUGUGUGUAAGUACAAAAAUACAAAGUUGUGCAGAAGAACUGAGGGUUAAAAAAAAAGAUGCCAUUUAAAUUAAGUGCUGCCAGUUUGUGUUGUAAAUCCUUUCAAAUAAAGAUGUUCUAGAAAACA
This is a messenger RNA of Chelmon rostratus (copperband butterflyfish), 4267 nucleotides long. RefSeq names its product GTP binding protein 1, like (gene gtpbp1l). The transcript has 13 exons. The record is from RefSeq and is a predicted model, not a curated record. Gene Ontology annotation, molecular function: GTPase activity; translation elongation factor activity; GTP binding. Lineage: Eukaryota; Metazoa; Chordata; Actinopteri; Chaetodontiformes; Chaetodontidae. Gene Ontology annotation, biological process: translational elongation. Bases 276 to 2249 code for a protein of 657 amino acids.